Messenger RNA from Patella vulgata (common limpet), 3704 nucleotides. RefSeq names its product glutamic acid-rich protein. Gene Ontology annotation, cellular component: nucleus. Gene Ontology annotation, molecular function: zinc ion binding; nucleic acid binding. NCBI's taxonomy places the organism in Eukaryota, Metazoa, Mollusca, Gastropoda, Patellidae. The record is from RefSeq and is a predicted model, not a curated record. The transcript is spliced from 13 exons. Bases 151 to 2121 code for a protein of 656 amino acids.
UUCCUUUCACACGAAAAGUCCUCCAUCUUGAAUUUGAAAACCACGCCAGCCGAAAAGGAAAAAGUUGUCAGUCCAAAUUAUACUGAAUUCAAAUUAUAUCGAAUUAUACUAUAGCUCCGUUUCAGGAAGUGUAAUCAAGUAGGAGAAAAUAUGCAGAGAGACAGAUUUAUGCAUGGAGGUCUUGGGAGGGAUGAAUAUGAAUAUGAUCAACUGAGGAAUCAAAGAUCUGGGCUAUUGCCUAGAGAGAGAGAAUAUGAAAUGGAUAAUCAAGGUGCAUACUCAACUGGCCUAUUAGGAGAGGGACCUGGUGCUAUGAGGCCCCGAGUUGGUGGUGGCGGCGGCGGGGGGGUUAGUGGGGGUCUUCUCUCUGAUCCUCUGUUAGGUGGUGUUGUAGCUGCUGGAAAUGAUUCUUUGACAGCUGGUCUUCAAGAACAACUUUUGCAACAUAAACGACUUGAGCAACAGUUAAACUUGAGAGAGUCACAGUUGGCUUUAGCUAGCAACCUACUACAACAACAGAAUAAAAUGUUGGGAGAUAUUCAGACGGGAACAGGUUUAAUGGGUCCAGCUCCUGGUAAUAUUCCAUCACUGUUGGAUAAUUUGCCUCGGAAGAGAGUUAAUGAAGGUGCACGAAUGGACCACAAAAGAUCAAGAUUUGAUGAAGGACCUGCUCGAAGUCAAUUUGGAGAUCGAAGAGAUGAUCGAAGAGCUCAUUCAGAUGACCGUGCUGUACGUAGAAGAGAAGAUGUAUAUGAUCCAGAAUAUCCCACAGGAGAAAGGCCGGAGGGGCGAGAUCAAACCCGCACUAGAUAUUUCUGCCAUGCCUGUGACGAAGAAUGUUUUACUGAAAUGGGUUUUAGUAAGCAUCUGCAUUCUCGUCGUCAUGAAGAUAGAGUUAGAGGAGUUGGAGAAGUUGCUAAGAACAGCCUCGAUAGAAAUAAAGCUCAACAACAUCUUCGUAAUAUUGAAGGACAAGAUUUUUGUCGUAUCUGUGACGAAACUUUAAGGAUACCUUUUGAACACCACAAGAGAACUACUAUUCAUAAGAAACGAUUUCAACAAACUAAUAUGGGUUGUGGUUGGUGUAACGUUCGAGGUUUUAACAACUUCAGAGAAGUACUGAAACAUAGAGACACCAAAAAACAUAUUGAGAAUGAAAAGAAAAUGAAAGGGAAAGAUAGUACAACUAGUAGUAGCAGUAGCCGUCGAGAUAGCCGUAAAAACGAUAAAGAUGAUGAUGAUGUUGUUAUUAUUGGUGAAAAGAAAGCAGACAAAAAAUCUGAUACUAGAAGGAAAUCAAAUGGAAGUUCACGUCCAUCUAGUAAACCUGCAACAAAAAAAGUGGAGGAGAAACCUAAAGAGGAUCCAAAUGUGUUUAAUGUCAAAGACUUGGAGGAAGCUGAAAAAAUAGAAUUUGAUGCAGAGAGAGCCAUUGGUCAGAACCUUGUCGUACCAGUUACAGGUUUCUUCUGUAAAUUAUGUCAUAAAUUCUACAACAACGAAGAAGCUGCUAAAGUCGGACAUUGUAAAACUCAAAUACACUUUGAUAAAUACAAGGCUACCAUGAUUGCUAAGUUUAAGAAGAAGGCAGAAUCUGAGGCAAAAGUUAAGGAAGAAGCUGCUAAGAAAGCAGCUGAAAAAAAGGAGGCUGAGGAGGCGAAGAAAACAGAGUCCAAGGCAACUGAAGAUUCAGAGAAGGUAGAUGUCAAGAAAGAAAAUGGAGGAGACAUUACGGAAGCUGUUCAAAAUGAAGCAGAAUCUAACGAAGCCCAGGAAUUAGGACAAAAUACCUCCCUAGAGGAACCAGAAAACAUUGACUUGUCAUCUGCUGAUCCUGUUUAUUUGGGUUAUGAUGAAGAUAAACAAGCUGAUGAACAAACUGAUGAUGUUCAGCAACUGGCUGAAGAUGAAGAAGAAAACAAUAACCAAGAUGAUACAAUGGAAGCUGACGAAUCUUCUAUUCUUGAUGCUGAGGGUGAAAAUGAAGAAGGAACAGAAGUAGAAGAAGAGGCUGAAGCAGAAAAAGAGAGCACAGAGGCAACACCAACCGCAAAGAGUCCACGAGGUCGAGUUCGAACUGGUAAAUCACGCGGAGGAAAGGCUAAGCGAGGCAAAAAAUAAAUUCUCCAUAUAUUUGAAAGAUAAUCAUUUUAAGCACAUUGUAUUUAAUUCCAUCUUUUAUUCAUAUCUUUAUGAGUCGGUCAUAUUAUUCACAUACUGUAGUGUUCAGUGUUGAAUUAAAUUCUAAUGGUGAAGAUUAUUCAUGUUACAUUUGUAAAUAUUGGGAGGUAGAUGUAUGUAGAGUUCUUUUCCAAAAUCAGAUAAAUGCAAGGUCAGUUUUUUAUGAAAAAAAACAGGCAGUUUCCUUUUUAUCAAGCGAAAUUCACAUGAUUUUUAAUUGUGGUCUGAAACCGCCUGCUUAAAUAACGAUGAGAGUUAUGCCCCUUUAUUUUUGGUAAACAUAUCCGACAAGAAAAAUUUUGAAUCGCAACACUUAGUGAAUCAGUUACACAGUUGCAUUCAGGGGGCCAACCCCUUGAUUGUAUGCCCUCAUGACUCAAGUAUAGGGUCUAAUACUUAGAAAUGUAAGAAACCAUGAAAUGUUAAAUGUGAAAACGGAUGAAUACAUAAAUUAAAUUGGGCAGCUUGUACAACGAACUAAGUUAACAGCGAUUAUUUCAUAUUUAAUUUCACUCUCUUGAUUGAAUGUACCCCUUAAAAUUGAUGCCCCCUCUGUUCCAGGGGCUAAGUAAGAGGGAUGCAUUGAAACGCUUUGCAUUAUGGUUUUGAGUUUUUGUGCCCCCUCACAAAUGGCAAAAAGUCAUGCGGUUUCAAUGUAGUUUUCAACAUUAUAAUCAUAAUCAUAAUGCUCAACCAGUGUCAAACAUAUACCAUGGGUCAGAUACGAUACAAAUUGACUCUUAACAUGUUCCACACGCCCAAUAUUACCCCCUCCCCCGCACACAAAUAUAAAUAUUGUUUUUUGGGGGCCCGGACGGGAUCUUGUUCCUCAUGCAAAAUCAUGGGUCACCUGCUCUGUUACCCUUCUCUGUACAUCACUGUAUUCAUUGAAUUUAAAACCAUAUCAUAUUCUUUAGAGAGAAGAAAAGAAAAACUUGAAUCCCGUUAGUUAUAUUUUGGAAAAGACAUCUUCAUUUACUAUUAGAGGUCUAUAUCAUGUUGGUAAACAGAUAGUCGCUAUCAUCCAGAAAAGAUAUCUUCAUUUGCUAUUAUAAAAUCGGUUUCAGUGGUUCUGAACCUUUUGUUGCCAACGGCACACAUUGGAAUACAUGAAAAAAUAACGACACAUAGAUUGACUCAAACUAAAUAAAGAAAAAUACAGCUAUGAACUUAGCAGUAGACACCAAUGAAUACUCAAUUGGGAUCACAUGUUUUUUUUUGCAUUUUCUUAGAGUGCCGUUCAAAAUUUCGCGGCACACCUGGUUGAGAAUCACUGGUCUAUAUCAUAUUGGUAAACAGACUGUUGUAAAUAUUGGUAUUCGCAUGCAAGCGUACUUAAUCAAAAUUGUCAGUUUAAAAAAAUGGAGACAGAUAAAUGAUAUCAAAUUUUUUAUUAUUUCUAGUAUGGUACAAAAAGUAUUGUAAUGCUUCGUUACAUUUCUUAUGUUAUUUAAAAAUAGCAGUCUUAUAGAAAAAAUGUAAUUUGGUUUCCAUGAAAAAAUUAAAAUAGUAUAUAUUAAAAA